AUGGCGACGUCCACCAAAUCCUGGCUUGAAAUACCUUCUGAUUCGCCCUUCUCACUGGCCAAUAUCCCUUUCGGCAUAAUCAGUACUUCGGCCUCUCCUCGACCGCGCACGGCAAUAGCAAUCGGUGACUACGCCCUCGACCUCUCCGCCUUUGCCAAAGGAAAUGGCUUCUCAGAAGUCGCCAGUAUCCAGACUUACCUCUUGGUCUUCGAUCAACCAACUCUGAAUGACUUUGCCGCGCUCCCACAGUCGAUCCGCCGCGACGUUCGCUCGUACAUACAACAAGUCUUCCAGUCGGACUCGCCACACGCUGAGAUCCUCACACAUAACUCAGACUUAAAGCAGCAAGUGCUGCUGCCGCUGAGUGAAGUGCGGACUCAUCUCCCAUUCGCAAUUGGCGACUACACGGACUUUUAUGUAGGCUUGCAUCAUGCGCAGCGCUGCAGUGAUCUCUUCGGCUUGACCCUGCAUCCAAAUUACCGCUCGCUUCCAACAGCAUAUCACGGCCGCGCUUCCUCCGUCGUUGUGUCAGGCACUAACAUUCGUCGACCAUGGGGACAAUAUUUGCCCGACCCGAUGGCGAAGGAGAAAAUCGCAACAUACGCGCCGACUCAAAGGUUAGACUAUGAGCUUGAACUUGGCGCAUUUAUAUGCGGAGCGAACAAACUCGGUGAACCGAUUCCUAUUGAUCAAGCAAAGGACAACAUCUUUGGACUCGUACUUCUGAAUGAUUGGAGUGUGAGAGACGUACAGAUGUGGGAAAUGCCACCGUUGGGCCCGUUCAAUGCGAAGAAUCUCGGUACGAGUGUCAGCCCGUGGGUCAUAACGCUUGAGGCGUUGGAACCGUUUGCGACAACAGGCAUACCCAAUGAUCGGGAAAUUCUGCCGUACAUGAAGGAAGCGAAUAAGCAGAGUCACUAUGACAUCAGGCUUGAGGUCGCAAUUGCGCCGAAAGCGACAGGCAAGUCCAAAACCAUCUCCCACAGCAAUGCAUCCAAUCUGCUCUGGUCCUACCCGCAGAUGCUGGCACACCACUCAGUGACGGGCUGCAAUAUGCGCGUGGGAGACUUGCUAGGUAGCGGGACAGUCUCCGGGAAAGAGGACGGCAGCGAGGGAUGCCUGCUGGAACAGACGAAAGCUGCAAAGGUUCCCGUCAAACUUGACGGUGGAGAGGAAAGGAGAUUCCUCGAGGACGGAGACACGGUAACGUUUCGAGGAUUCGCCGGAAAAGAGGGAGCACUAGUAGGCUUCGGCGAAUGCACAGGAAUGAUAGAACCUGCUUUAAAGCAUUGA
Molecule: messenger RNA, 1293 nt
Organism: Bacidia gigantensis
Lineage: Eukaryota; Fungi; Ascomycota; Lecanoromycetes; Lecanorales; Ramalinaceae
Exons: 2
Coding region: 1-1293 (430 amino acids)
Biological process (GO): L-tyrosine catabolic process; L-phenylalanine catabolic process; homogentisate catabolic process
Molecular function (GO): fumarylacetoacetase activity
Source: RefSeq, a predicted model, not a curated record